AUGUUACUGGAUCUGGAUUCGAUACAGGCUAGGAGCCAUAUACCACAAUACUUAAUUCCAGCCGCGGAUUCAUAUUACAAUGGUAUGGUCCCUAGUUUAAGAUUUAACACCACUAUGGUUGUUAUUUUUGGUAUAUUUAUUAUAUAUCACACAGCAGUGGGGAUCUAUACCAAGCAAUGGUGGUUUAUGGUUGCAUUCUUUUGUGCAGCUGCAUUAGAAUUUAUGGGUUAUAUAGGUAGAAUCCUUAGUCACUCAGAUGUUCAAAAUGAAAAUGAUUUUUUGAUGCAAAUUAUUUGUUUGACCAUUGCACCUGUUUUCACUAUGGGUGGUAUAUAUUACCAGCUGGCAAAAAUCAUCAAGAUUUAUGGUAGAAGGUUUUCUAAAAAAAUCGGUCCAAUGAUGUACUCUUAUAUUUUCAUUUUCUCUGAUAUUGCUUCAUUAGUCAUACAGGCCGUCGGUGGUGGUAUCGCUGGUGAGGCUGUUGAUUUGAAUGAAUCUACUGCACAAGGUGAUCAUAUCUUUGUUGCAGGGUUGGCCGUUCAAGUUGCUUCAAUGUCUGUUUUCCAAUUUUUUUGGUACAGAUUGGUAUAUUUUAUGUUCAUCAAGACUAGAAUCAGAUAUGCUAAGGAGAAAUUUGGUGCAGAAGGUGAAAAAUUAGCUAAGCCAUUGAAUUGGUUUAAAUUAAUUAAACGGAUUCCUCUACGGGAGUUGGAGCCAUACUUUGAUUCUGAAUAUGCUGCAUUAAGAACCAGAUCUGGCGACAGGAGAUGGGCUUUAGACUAUUUCCCAUUUGCUUUGUCUUUUGCUGUUAUCUUUGUAUACGUUCGUUGUAUUUAUAGAGUUGUUGAGUUGGCCGAAGGUUGGGAAGGGUAUUUAAUUACCCACGAAAUGUAUUUUGUGUUUUUAGAUGGGUUGAUGAUGACGUUGUGUAAUUUGGUUUUGGCUGUUGCCCACCCAGGAUUUGCAUUUGAUGGUGUUCAUACCUCUAUUAAGAUUAAGAGCUUUUCGUUUAAGAAAAACAAGAAAAACAAUAACGAUGUUGAUGAACAAGAUUAUGAAGAUGGGCUUCCAAAUGAAUACGACGAGAACACGGAUUACGUUAAUGACAGUAAUAACAACAAUAUUCCUAACAAUAUGAAUAGCAGUAGUGGGGGUGAGGAAGAUGAAAAAAAUUACUUAAACACGGAGCCAGUUACCUCUUUGGAGAAUUCAAAAAAUAAACAGAGUUUGAAAGAUAAAAUGAAGUUCUGGUGA
Messenger RNA from Saccharomycodes ludwigii, 1254 nucleotides. Its product is annotated as RTA1 domain-containing protein. The record is from RefSeq and is a predicted model, not a curated record. NCBI's taxonomy places the organism in Eukaryota, Fungi, Ascomycota, Saccharomycetes, Saccharomycodales, Saccharomycodaceae. Gene Ontology annotation, cellular component: plasma membrane; fungal-type vacuole. The coding region runs from base 1 to 1254 and encodes 417 amino acids. The transcript has a single exon.